Messenger RNA from Cuscuta campestris, 4543 nucleotides. Lineage: Eukaryota; Viridiplantae; Streptophyta; Magnoliopsida; Solanales; Convolvulaceae. The record is from the annotation of a GenBank genome assembly.
UGAGAUUUAUUUUUGUAUUCCGUUUAUGUUUUAGUCGGAAGAGGAACUAAUCAGAGCUAGGGAUUCGCUGAUCGAUGGAGAUGCGGCAUUAUAUUAGAGAUUCCACAUCCAAACUUGCUCCCAAAUGAUAUUGGGGUGAGAAUGCAGAAAAGAUUGAGCACUUUCUCUGGAUUUGUCCCAAAGCUUAAAAGGUCUGGUAUCACUUCUAGAUGACCACAGGUGAAAUGGUCCUAGAUUAUUAUUCUAUUAUUCAAGUUUUGAUGCACUAAAUUUCUGUUAUCUUAACCCUGAUUGGCAUACUCUGUACAAUGAUGGGGACCAAUUAGCAUAUAGGGAAUUGCUACAGGAUUGGAAACUAUUAUAAUGAGUAAUCACCUCAUAUGGUGUAAUUUCCAGCUAUCAAACUGAAGUGAAUGUUAUUGGAAACUAUUAUAAUGAGCAACAUAGUACUGUUUGUUGACACCUCAUAUGGUGUAAUUACUCGCUAUCAGGUAUAUUUUUACAAUAUAACAAACCAUUGUUAGGACUAUCAUGUUAUGGUGUAUAUAAGAAAAUGUAGGUCAAUAUUAUCAUGGAAACAUACCAGAGUUAACAUUUCUUUAACACCUCUAAAUAAUGAAAUCCAGGCUUAAUGAAACUGAUCAACCAAAGCAUAUAUCCUUGAUUCUUACACAAUUACUACACUUACUAAACCUGAUAGAAAAAUGAAUAGAGGGACAGUAAAACAUGGUUCAGGAAUUAAGGGGAUGUAAAAAGUACCUUACAGGUCCAUAUGUGUAAGGAAUAAAGCCAUGAAGCCAUAUGUAUCCACUAUAUUUUGAAAUCAUAAAUCAAUAUGGUCCUUGAAUCAGAAAAGCCACAAAUCAGAAACUGCUAAUCAAUUUGAAAUAACGUAGAGUUUAGUGAUUCAUUGACUUUUGCUACCUCACACUUUGAGAAAAAAUUGUUUUGGAUAAAUAAUUUGCAAUAGUCAGUUACACCUGCUUGCUUGAUCUCUGUAACACCUGCUUACUUGAUCUCAUGAACCCGAGGGGCAUCAAUUCCAAUAAUUUAGCGCGGGAACCAUCUUUGUUCGUGGUUCCGGAUGACUUUUAGGUGAAGCCUUUGUCCCUCUCAAUAAAUAUUGAUUUAAUGAGGGAAGAGAAUGUGGGUUUUAGUGACAUGGAAGAGCAAUUGGUCACUGUCGGCAUGCAAGAGGUUGUUCGUCUUCCUCCCUCCACCGCACGAGCUUCAUUUUUUCGUGAUUUCAAAUACGGGGCAACCAAAUUUGGUUUGAAACAAGCUGAAAAGGCAAGGGCUAUGAAGCACUAAACUUUAUCAUGUUGCAGUUCAAAUGCUUGAAUCAUCUGGGAGGUUUUGAUAGGUAGUAUCCAUCAUAAAAAAGGUUUAUAUCACUUCUUGAAUAAAUCAUUUUAUAAUCACUACAAACUCAAUAUUUUUUCUAUAAUACAUCACACUCAUUAAUACUUGAGUGGCGGUGGGAGUUCUUUUUCCAACUAUUAGGUGUUUAGAGCCGAACAAACAGCUGCCCAAAUUUGAGUAUUUCUCGGAUCAGGAAUAAGCAAUGGGAUGGAGAUGCUCUAAUUCACUGGGAUGGAGAUGCUUUAACAUGGGUAUCCAAGUUUCCUUUUUCAUUUUUUAUUUAUCUAUAUUAUCUAAUUAAACAAAAAUGUAUGACUUUAUGAUGCACGAUGAAGGAAUUUUUUGAAGCUGCCCAUAUUUGGUUGAUGAGGUAUGUUAUCUACUCCAUAUUAAAUCUUAGUUGUACUAUUGAAAAGGGUAAAAUAGUUGAUGCAUUGAAAGUUCUAGAAAAAGAUAGUCGAUCAUAAUAUAGUCUCUACCCUAAAAUUUAAUUUUAAACCAAAUUUAAUUAUUGAAGGCAAAGACGUUGCACACAUCGUGUGCAUAUUUUAUCUAUUUAUGAAUUUAUUUAUUUAUUUAUUUAUUUAUUUAUUUUCAUGGUUGUAUUCGGUUAAUUCGAUCGAUUGAUUUUGGAAUGAAAGAUGAAACACGUGGAAAGGAGAGUUUGAAGUUGUGGUCUUCACGGAUGGGGCUGAAUUAGAUGAACAAUCAAUGUGAAAGACACUUAGCUAUGAAAGAACAUUAGUAAGUAGUGGAGUUGGUAGGAGCAUAGACUCGGUCACGAAGAAGAUUGGGAAAUGUACUGCAACAGAUAUGGUCAAGGUGUCUUGAUAAUGAGAGGCUUACAACAUCAAGAACAAAGAGCUACUUAGCACAGAUAUGCUAUUGGAUUUUGAUUAAUGAGGAGGCGAAUCUCAAUAUCAUGUGGUGAAUCUCACAUGCUACGUAGUACGACAAAUUCCUACAUGAGGACAAUGCCUACGCGAGAACAACAUUCAUUAACAAUAAGCUCCCACAUGAGGACAAUGCCUAUGCAAGGACAAAACAAAAUUCGCACAGGUUAGCACCUCCACUAUUUUUAUCUAGAAUUGCUAAAACUAUGUUUGGUUCAAGAAACUUAAAAUGGAAAAUAAAAGAAAAUCAGGGAGAAUAUAUUUUGAAUCCAGUGUGUUUAUCAUUACGACCUGUUUAAUAUGUUUUUGGAGAUAUACUUUGAGUUUUUAUUGAUCCUCUAUCAUCAUUGGACCAAUAUUGACUAAACUAUGAAGUUAUGUUGUUUUAAAUCUUUUGGGAUUAUGUUUCUUGAAGCAAGCUUAUGUUUAUUGCAGGAGUGUAGUUUGCAUAUUGAAAUUGGAGCUAACUGUAUAAACUAAGGCAUAUGUCAAUCUAAAUUACAAGGCUUAAAUUUACUAUAUAAAUGCGGAUGCCGCUAGGGGGUUAAGAAGCUCCAACCCAUUCUUUGUUGUCUUGGUCUGAAUACUGAAGUUAGAGAGAAUCAGAAAGAGGAGAAACAAGCCUCACGCCCUACGGGUGAGGUAUGCUCUGCCUGUGCAAACUGCGCUUAUCAUGUUGCCCGCAAUAGAAAGUGCGAGCCUGUAAAGUUAAUCAGCACAGAAUUACUCAUUUUCAAUUGAUUUAUUCAUGAAUAUGGAUUAGACAUUUGGAGUGAGAAGGCUAUCCGUAGAAAUACAAUCAAAACUAGCAGCAUGACGUAUCUCUGCCAUGAUGUAUCUCUACCAUGUGCCCCGUCAUUUCAAGACCAAAUUUAGAGAGAGUGCGUUCUUUGAGGUAGCAAUUGUGUCUUAGUCGAGAGCCUAUAACUGAUUCCAGAUGUUCGUGUUCUGAAUUGACUUCAAUUUUAUUUUGUAAUUUUAGACACUCAAGCUGCUCCAAGAAAGAAACAUUAUCAUCAUAACUGGAUAUUUUAUGUGAGUUUCUUUAUUUAGUAUCACUUCAAUUUGGCAUUUGAAGUAUUAAUACAAAUUAAGUUUUGGUGAUUCUACUAUCCCAAUGAUGCUCACUAGAUCUUUCCUUCGACGCUUCCCUCGCUUUUUGAUGCUCGUUUGAUCCAAUUUUUGGAGCCCUAGAUUCGUCUAAUGCUUGGGCAACAGAUUGUGAACUCAAUUCCGGAUUUUUGGAGGCGGAUUCUGACGAUUCGAAGGUCAACGCCAUUGUCGUCACUAUUCAUCUCCGACUUUGGUGUUUUUAUUCUACUCGAUUCAAGCAUAAUUGAUCGGUUAUCUUUUGGGUUUCUAAGCGGUAUUGAUUCCUCUCUCAAGGGGCUCUUUGAGGCUGGAGGUUUGAGACUCUAGGGUCUGAAAAUGACUAAUUGGGGGCUUGUUGAGGCUGAGCUUCGAGACUGGUUUUGUGAUGUCAAAUUUUUAUGUUGAGGAUUGUUUAAGAUGUGUUUGAGUUCUGGUUUUGAGGAUGCUGCUGGGAUGUUCAAUUGAGGUUUCUAAAUUGAAGUUUACCAAAUGUAGUGAGGCUUCUAAGCCGAAAAUGAACUUGGGGGCUAAGGAAAGUUGUGAAGGAACCUGCCUAGCAAGUUGGUGAUGUCUUUUCUUGUACAAAUCCAUGAAUGCAUUAAUCAAGUUGGGAAUAAAUUCCAGAAAGAGUUUGGAUGUGGGUUCAAUUUUUGCAGUUAUGAAGAUGCAAGCAUAUGAUUUGUUCUCUCUAGAGGUGGCUGAAGAACAGAAUUGAGCCUCAUGUGUCCCCGAGCUAGUAUUAAAGAAGCAGAAGAUGGAACAUGAGUGGGCACUGGCAGAGAAAAAAGAGACGAUUGAUGUUAUCAUAAAGAAAAAUGUCGCCAAGCAGAAGAUUAUCGAGAGCUAAACAGUAUGCUCAGGAAUACGAAAACAGUCAUAUUGAGUUUUCAAUAGCAGCAAGGAAUCAUUACAUUAUACUAUGCUCAACAAGGACGUGGGCAGUACUAUGGCUACAUGCUUAUGGCUACAUGCUUUGGGAGUCAGAUUACACAAAGGCUUACACUGGAGGAGGAAAGAAUAGUCUUUCUAUUUCGUCCAACUGUUUUGGACUGUUAUCUUUGUUAUCAUGGAUUGUCUUGAUCUACUUCUCUUGUAGUUAGGAGUAUUUUUUUCUUUAGCAAUAAAACUUUUUUUCUCCAAAAAACAAGUUAGAUAGCAAUUAGUUUUUUUCUAGUUAAAAAAUAGUGGUAAUUAAU